AUGAUCGGGGAGAGAAGGGUGUUUGCACGAAAACCAAAGAUAAGGCUCGACUACAUCGCGGCCAAACGAUUGUCGACUGAUGCACUUGGUGAGCGACCCUUCUUGGAAAAAAGUUAACGCUACAAAUCAAUGAUUUCAAAAUGAACCACGUCAGAAAGAAAAAUGUUGCUGCAUGUAUGAUGAAAUUCGAAAAAGUCAAACUCAAGUUUGUUACAGAUGAGAAGAAAUCCCGGUUUUUGUUUGAAAAAAAAAUGAAGUGAAAGGGUUUUACAAUAUGACCCUUUCGAUUACCUGAUUCCUAUUGACCUUUCGAGAGUUUUUCCCGUUACUCACAAGGACAUUGUUUCUCAAAUUUCUCAAAGACAAUUUGUAAGAUUUUAUUUUCCUGAACAACAGUUCUAAAUAACAAGGAAAGAAAAGAAAAAAAAGAUUGGGAGUAUAAGAAAAAAUUCUGAUUUUUUUUUAAUCGUAUAGAGAAUAUAGAAAAAUAUAAACUAAAACUUCUCACGACAUUUUAAUCUUUUUUUCAAAUUUCACAUGUUUCAAAAACAAAAACAUUGAGACUAUUUUGAACACUGAAUGAUACUUCUAUCAGCAAUAUAAAAUCAGAUUGAGGGGAGUCACGGAAACCGCAAAUACAGGAAAGUUUGAUGAGAGAACGAAUAGUGGUCGAUAUCCGAAGUUGCGCCCAUUCCUUGACCUAAAUUCUCCUGGACGCCAGCGAAAGCACAACUUUCCCAUACAAAAUCGGCUGAUGAGAUUUCUCCACUUUACAGUGAUCAAAGUAACAAGAUCAAUUUCGAAUGGAGGACUGUCUGAAUUUCAAUCUGAACUACCCUCGAAACGUUGAAAUGGUUUCUAAGGGGCAAUCGUAGGGCUCUUAAAGGUUACCCUCAAAGACAAUUUAUAGAAGGUCCUUAGCACUGAAUUUCGUUCAUGAGAAAAAACAAUUGGACAAGAAAAAUUUAAUAAAUUAGCGUCAAGCGAAUGAAACAAAUAUUAAUAGAGGAAUAAUCGAAUAAUACGUUUUCAAGUUUUUAAUCCUAAGAAAAACAUUGAAAAACUAAUAAAAAAACACUUAAGCUUCAGCGGCCAAAUGUUUGAACCCAAAACCUUGAUAGAAACUACUAUUAAAAAAAUUACGACAUUUCAGAGCUCCAAUUCGCCGUUAUAGUGGCUUUUUUUCCCCUAAGUUCUCCAGAGAUCCCUCUGGCGUUCCUAAAACUACCUUUGAAGCUUUCCAGGGGUCUUUUUGUUGAAAAACUGUUGAGUUCCGAUUAGAAUCUUUGCAAUUUUGAAAUUUUGAAACCGUUUUCCAAAAAAAGCAUAAUUUAUAGUUUGUUUGAAUAAAAAAUGAACUAAUUUAUAAAUCGAUGCAUUUUUUUCAUAAAAAUUCAUUGAUAGGGCGAAACUUUGACACCAUUCUUUUUCUAAAAAAAGAAAUAUUUCUCCGAGACCUGGCGUUUUUGCAUUCAAGGCAAUUACCUGACACGAUAUCGGGAGUGAUAAGCGUCUGUCUCAACGCUUUUUCUGCCAUCUAUCUAUUUUCGCUUUUCAAGAAUACCACAUAAGUUUAUUGUAGUGUUGUCUUCCUUGCAAUUUGGUCUUUCCCAUAAUCUUUUGUCAACUUUUUUCAGCACUGGAAUGUCUUCAUUUUGGUUCUGAAAAUAUUUCGAGUAACUUUUUUUUCAUACUAAUAGUAAGCUCAAAUUAACUCUUUAAUUUUUGAGCAAACGCGAUGUUUCAAAUUAUUUUUACAAGGAAACUAUUUUUGACCACUGCUUGAACUUUUAAUGAAACUUGGCUAGAAAUCCCUUUAAGACCUAUUAAUUCCGACAAGAGAAGUUUUUUUUUGCUAAUUACACAAAUAAUGAAGAAAAGCGUUGUUUGAAAGGUUUGAACCUCAAUUAUUCAGAAAGAAGAUCUAUUGCAAGAAAUGUUCUCUAUUUCCAAAAUCAAAAGGCUUCAAACUGAAUUUCAGCUUUUCAGCAUGAAUGAAGCAGAAAAGUAAAAAAAAAUUUUCAUUUUAAUUCAAAUUUGUUCUUUGACUUCUGGCCGGAAAAAAAAAAUCAUACAACAUCUCGGAUAGUUUUGCCACUUUGAAAGUUGUUGAACAAACAGGUUUAACUGGUAAGCUAAACUGAUUGCGAAUUGCGUGUCAAGAGAGGCAAACACACAUGGCGUGUGUGCGAUGGUAGGCGCUGCGGAGCAGAUGUGCUCCACUGCGAAUCGGCAUUGAUCUCGCGUUGUAUCCGAAUAUCGCCCAUCUUACAAUCGCUUUUGUUAUGUUCACCGCCUCCUCCUGAGACUUUUCUCUUUCUCAUUAAUACAAGUUAGCUUUUGUUUUUAAGAACAAUUCUUCUUUUUUGGUGCAUUGAAAACUCUCAUGGACAAAAAAAAAGAUUUCCUUGCAGUUUGAAAUCGAAUUUUUUCACGAUCUGUCUACAAGAACUUGUUUGCGUUUGGUCAGGGACAAAUUUCUAUUCAAGCUUUUUCCUCGUUAAUUUUCAACAAUCACAGCUAAAAGUUUUCGCUCAUUUAUUUCAUUGUUUUUCCAUCAGUUCAAACCAGUUUCUGUCAUUUUACAGGAACCAUGCUUGGAAGAAUCGGACAGCCUUUGCUCUCAACUUCACAGAAAGUUUGAUUAUUCAUGGAUAAAAAGAGAUUUUUUUUGUUUUACAGAUGCUUUCACCAGCAUCCCGUACUUUGAUGCUUCACGAACAUCACGGUAUGAAGCUUCUGCAAGACAAUGACAUCAAGGUCUAAAAAAUUGAGAAACUUUCAAUAACCUAACUCUAAAUUUAGGUACCUCCAUUUGGAGUCGCAAAAGACGCCGAAGCGGCUGAAAAACAAGCCAAGGCCAUCGGUAAGCAUCAACAUUACCAUUUGAAAAAUUCAUUAUUUUUCAUUUCAUACAUUCUUUUUUCAGGUGGAAAAGAUUAUGUGGUGAAGGCUCAAGUCCUGGCCGGAGGUCGAGGCAAAGGAAAGUUCGAUUCAGGACUACAAGGAGGUGUGCAGGUCGUUUUCACGUGAGUUUUUGCCAUUCUCAGCUUCGGAGACGAGUAUUAACAGUUCCCACAGCUUUCCAAGACCUCAACUGAAUUCAGACCCCAAGAAGUGAAAGAAAAGGCCAGUAUGAUGAUCGGAGCGCAUUUGAUCACAAAGCAAACCGACCACAGAGGAAAACUUUGCGAGGAGGUACAGUUAAAAACAAAAAAAUAAAUUUUUUUCAUUUUUUUGAUCCUACAAUGAAAAAUGUGAAAAAGUUGAAAGCGAUAUUUUACAAUGAGCGUACUUUCGAAUUUAGAAAACCAUUUUUCAAGAAAUUUUGAAAAAGUCAGGCAAGAGUUUUUCAGGUGAUGGUUUGCAAGCGUCUUUUUACCAGACGCGAGUACUAUUUCUCCAUCACGCUUGACCGUAAUACAAACGUGAGAAAAAGGCUUGGUGAAGUUUUAAAGCUCGAGGGUUCAGGGCCCGAUUAUUAUUGCAUCCAGCAAAGGUGGCGUCAAUAUUGAAGAAGUUGCCGAGACUGAACCAGAUGCUAUCGUCAAGGUAUUUUGUCCUUGAAAGAAUCAAAAUUCCUGAAAUAAGCUCUUCUGCUGUAAUAAUCUCUCAAGCCGUAGGUUGUUGAACUACAAGUAACCAUGAAAUAUUUUUUCUGAUAGGAAAAACUUACAGGUUCCCAUCAACAUUCAAAAGGGAGUAACUCCGGAAAUCGCCGCAGACAUUGCCAAGAGAAUGGGAUUCUCUGCGGACUGCGCCGAACAGGCCACCGAUAUCAUCCAGAAGCUCUACAACAUGUUCAAGAACAGCGACGCCACUCUCGUCGAGAUCAACCCGAUGGCAGAAGACGUCAACGGAGAUGGUUUUUCAUCUGAACAUUUUCUGAGAACUUUUGAACUUUAGUUUACUGCAUGGAUUGCAAACUUCUUCUCGACUCCAAUGCCGAAUUCCGCCAGCAUGAACUCUUCAACUUGAAGGAUAAGAAGCAGGAGGAUCCGUUGGAGGUAUGGAAAAAAAUUCUUCGAGGAUUAAUAAAAAUCAAACAUUUGCCCAAAUAACUUUCUCUCUAAAAAUAUAAUUAUUAAAAAAAGUUAGCUUUCAACCUCGUUUAAAAAAAAAUUCAUGCUAAAACGAAUGACUCGACGACUGGAUUCUGGUUGAACGUUCCUGUGUUUUUAACAUUUUCAAUUCAAAAAUUCCUGGAUUAAUCGUUUCAGAUCCGUGCCGCCGCGGCAAACCUCAACUAUAUCCGCCUCGAUGGAAACAUCGGCUGCAUGGGUGAAAUAUCUCCUGUUUUCAAUUCAUUUCAUUUUUUCUUUUAGUCAACGGAGCCGGUCUUGCCAUGGCUACGAUGGACAUCAUCAAGUUGCACGGAGGAGAGCCAGCCAACUUCCUUGACGUCGGCGGCGGUGCCACUGUCGAGCAGGUUACAGAAGCCUUCAAAAUUAUCACGGCCGAUGAGAAGAAAGUGAGUUUUGCAGAAAAAAUUUCUGCAAAUUUAUUUUCACCGUUUCUGACGCUAUAAUUGCAGGUGAACGCCAUUUUGGUCAACAUUUUCGGUGGAAUCAUGCGAUGUGACGUCAUUGCCCAAGGUAUCAUUAAAGCAGCGAAGGAACUCGACUUGAAAAUUCCGAUUGUUGUUCGCUUGCAAGGUGAGCUUUAAGUUCGCAUUUUUUAUCUAAAACAAAAUUGUUUCUCAGGAACCAAAGUAGAAGACGCUAAGGCUUUGAUCGCUACUUCAGCUCUUCGCAUCCUCCCCUGUGAUAACCUAGAUGAAGUUAGUUAGAGUUGAGAAGCCAUGUCUAAUUCGAUUAUUGAAGGCCGCCAAGAUGGUCGUGAAACUUUCGAACAUCGUCAACCUUGCUCGCGCUGCUCAAAUCGACGUCAAAUUCGAACUUUCCAUCUAG
Caenorhabditis auriculariae is the source of this 4910-nucleotide messenger RNA. NCBI's taxonomy places the organism in Eukaryota, Metazoa, Nematoda, Chromadorea, Rhabditida, Rhabditidae. The record is from the annotation of a GenBank genome assembly.